Messenger RNA from Rhizophagus irregularis DAOM 181602=DAOM 197198, 933 nucleotides. RefSeq lists its product as uncharacterized. The record is from RefSeq and is a predicted model, not a curated record. Lineage: Eukaryota; Fungi; Glomeromycota; Glomeromycetes; Glomerales; Glomeraceae.
CUAAAUCAGCUAAAAUCGCUAAAAACACUAUAAAUCAGCUAUAAUUGCUAUAAUCUGUUAUAAUCUACCAAAACGCUAAUAUGGAUUUAGAUAGUAGAGCCUAUUCCAAGUUAAUUCAUGCACACAAUAGUGUUGGAGGCUCUGAAGAAUAUAUAAGAAUCAUUGUUGCUAUAGGCCCUUUAUCAGGAAGACAUGAUCAUGAAACACCAAAAAUGUGGUGUUCUCGUAUUCGUGAUCUAUUUAGGAAAAUACUAGAAGAGAACCCAAGAAUCCUUUCUAAAAAUGGAUAUAUUACAAAGUAUAGAAAGCUAUAUAAAGAUGAUAGGAUUCACGGUCUACCAACCAAUUAUAUAUAUUGUAGUGUAUGCGACUCCUUAGUUUACACACCUGCAAAUGGUCGUUUUGAUGAUCACUAUCGAGAUAACCACUUGAAGAGAUGUAUUAAUGGAAAUACUAUUUCAAGCAAACAUGCAAGAAGAAAAGAUAUUCUCCAAUCUAUUGAUAGUAGAGAAUUUAGAAUCUGGCAAUGUAAACAAGAAAUAUUACGAGAAGAGGCUAAAAUAAAUCGUCUUCACCUAGAGCUAUUUUCUCAAUCUACUCCACACUCAGAAAAGGAUAUGUUGACAUCGGUAUCAUGUGAUUUUGAUAGUCGUUCAAUUACCUAUAAAACUUAUAAGCAGGUUAAAAUGACUAUAGCAGAAAAUACUAUGCCAAGUGCUCCAAAUUUCGAGCCAGCUUAUAUACCACCUACCAGGCAAGAAAUGGUUUCACCAACUUCUUAUCAAUCAUCGAAUUGUAGAAGUGAUACAGGCAAAUUAUUUAUAUCGUCUCAGUAUGUAAAACAGCCAAAAGGCACUGUGUUGAGAUUGGGGGAUAGGUCAGAAAUCACGGUAGUUUAACUAACUGAUUCUAACUAUAUCUGUUUUGACUCCC